Marchantia polymorpha subsp. ruderalis is the source of this 825-nucleotide messenger RNA. Lineage: Eukaryota; Viridiplantae; Streptophyta; Marchantiopsida; Marchantiales; Marchantiaceae. The record is from the annotation of a GenBank genome assembly.
UCAGUAUGGAUCACAUUGCCUUAUUCGGAGCCCUUAUUGUGGUUAUCGGACUCAGCUCUUCCGAAGUGCAAGCCUCGGACCCGGAGCUUACUGUCGAUUUUGCUGCACCUCCCGGUAUUGAUGGAAGUUUCUUCAGAUCUGUUCGGCUGGAGAAUGUUACGAUAGAUUCACCCUACCUUGCAACGGUGACUCCGAUCAAUCAGUUCAGCUUUCCGGCUCUUUUCGGUCUCGGGAUCUCUUCUGCUCUGGUGCAGUAUCCUGCAGGAGCUCUCGAUGUUCCUCACACCCACCCUCGUGGGACUGAACUUCUUUUCCUCAUAGAAGGAAGCCUCGACGUCGGAAUUGUGGACACCACCGGCAAACUCUUCACUGCAAGCAUUAAUCCUGGUGAUCUGUACGUGUUUCCAAAGGGCCUGGUUCACUUCCAAAUCAACCGCGGUGAAACACUGGCCAAGGCUGUGGUUAGUUUCAGCAGUUCCAACCCAGGAACCGUUAAGCUACCCAUCAAUCUCUUCAAAACUGAUAUUCCCGACUACGUCCUCAUGAAGUCGUUUGGAGUGGGCAAGGCCGUCCUCACAAGUCUGAAGAAUGCAGAAGUUAGCUAAAUCGAGAUCCAGAUUUGUAUCAUAUUUGUUAAAUUUGUUGGUAAGCUGUACAAGCACAUCGUUUAGUGUGGAAAAGAUCAGUAGGACUGCGGACUAGACCAUUUGGCAGCUAAGGAUAUGCAUUUUAAUGGUGAUAUUUACUGAUAUGGCUGUAUGAAACUUUUUCUAUAACUAUAGCUUUAAGUCUACAAUAAUGUGGCAAAUGCUGACUCUUCCUGGA